Messenger RNA from Schizophyllum commune H4-8, 870 nucleotides. RefSeq lists its product as uncharacterized. The transcript has 3 exons. Lineage: Eukaryota; Fungi; Basidiomycota; Agaricomycetes; Agaricales; Schizophyllaceae. The record is from RefSeq and is a predicted model, not a curated record. The coding region runs from base 1 to 870 and encodes 289 amino acids.
AUGAGGUUGUCCACCCUUUACCCACAGGGAACGCCGUUCGCGGUCCCAGAACUUCACGAUGCGAUUUUCUCUGGCUUCGACCAGACCGACUUCACGAACUUCGCAUGCACUUCAAAGUGGAACCGGGCGAUCACGCGCGAGCACCUUGCACGCGUCUACAACAUUGCAAAAGCGCUCGGUCGGUACAUGGCCGUCGAAGACGUCCCUAGGUUCCAAGCCAUACAGAAGUACACCGGAAUGAUCAUCUCUGGGUCGUUUGCGCUACGAUUCAUGGGCCAGUACUCUUUCGUGGAAAGCGACCUCGACCUGUACAUCCCUUACUCGACAGCCAUGAUCGUCAUCCACUUUUUGACGUGCAGAGGAUACACGUACACGCCGAGAUCGACCCAGGAUCCCGACUUGUACAGCGCACUUGAGUACACAGACCCCGCGCUAGUGGUCGCUCACGACGCCCUCAGUGAGUCGGAAAGACGCGACUGGCAACCGUAUUCGAAUCAUGUUGGAACUUUUACGUUCAUGCGCGGAGAGACGAAGGUGCAAGUUAUGACGUGCCGGUACAACGCCAUCUGCGCGUUAUUCGACUUUCAUAGUACUGUUGUCAUGAACGCCAUCACUCACGAUGCAGCCAUAUCCCUCUACCCAUACGAGACGUUCAUCCACAAGCGCAACCUCGUCAUCGAUCCAUGGGAAUACAACGUCGAUCAUACGAGUCGCCAGCAAGCGGCCGUCAUGAAGUACGCUGCGCGCGGCUGGCGUAUGAUCAAGGAUGUCGAUAUCAUAGAAGGACUGAAUAGUUCGCGCGAGUAUGGCAGGCUGUGCCGCUUCGUCGGCGACUCCAUGACGCGCGUUAUUCCACUGUCAGCCAAGUAA